CCACACAAACAUUCAGAGCGGUGCUUGCUAUCGUUACAGACAGUGAAGUUCUGAAACCUCUGGAGUGUUUACCGUGUGAGUUCUCCUCUCCUUGUGGUAGCUCGUUGAGGUGUCGGGUAAGACCUGUAGCCUGUAAAAGAAGCAGCGAUGCCGAAGAAGAAAGUCACCAAAGUGAAGAGGGCAAAGGCCGGGAAAGGAAAAAAAGAAGCCAAACAAGAGUCAAAAGCAGACAAAGAGUCGGACAUGGAGAAGGCAAGGGCCAACGCUGCCCUGUGGGAGCUGAGGUUACAGGUCAGCGACCAGUCGCUCAUGCAGUACCGUGAGGCUUGCCAUAAGUUAGCAUGCACAAACGAGGUGCUCACCAAUCAGCUGUACCGCGCUGAGAAGGACUCCAUCGACAUGACUGGCUUCUUGAAGAGACAGGAUGCAGCUAAAGAGGAGAAGAUUAGUGUGCUGCAGAGAAGCCUCAAAAGACAAGAGUUACUCUUCCGUGAAGAGCAAAACAAACUGACAGAAGAUUAUACACUCCAAAUCAAUGACAUGAAGGAGCUGUUCAGAAAGAAGUCAAGUGAUUUUGACAUGAUUCAAGAUGGAUUUCGAAAAAUUAAGGAGUUUCAGAAGACAAAAUUCCUGAUGGAGCAGGAACUGAGUGACAUCAGAGAAGACAUGGAGGCUGAGAACAAAGAGCACAGUGAAAACCUAAACAAAAUGGAGUGCAAGUUCUUAAAAGAAAAGGCUCAGCUGGAGAGUGAAGCUGAGGGAAGGAUAGCCGCGGUAGUGAAGGAGGCCCACAAUGAAGCCAUCGUGCAGUUGGACGACACCUUGCGCUCCGUGUUCAGGGAGAAUGUUCGCCUCAAUGAAGCACUGAAAUAUCACAUAAAAGAGGCAGAGGAUCUUGUGAAACGGACAAACACACUGGCAGAGGAAAAUGCAUCUCUGGCGCUGGAAAAGAGCACGUAUGAGUCAAUUGUAAAGAAGAAUACAGCUCAGAUGGAGGCCCCAAAAGAGGAGCUUUCUCAACUUAAGGCCAAGAUAGCCUUCCUGGAGAAUGCCCUGGAGCUUAAAGCGGGUUUGUAUGAGCAAAAGAUAGAGAAGGAAAAGGAGAGGACCCUGGUCAAGACCCAGGCCAGCCAUGUAGAGCUGGAGAAGCUGCAGAAAGUGCUUACAAUGCGGGAGAGAGAAUUGGGACACAUCAAGCAGCUAGCGAGCUCCAUCGUCAAGCAGCGCACGGAGCUGGAGCAGUUCUUCCACGAGGGCCUGGCUCAGGUAAAGCAGGAGAUUGUUACCAGCAGGAUGCAGUACAAAAAGGAGGCAAUGCAGGCUUAUCGCUGGAGGAUGAGAGAAGCCACAGCAGGAAAGCUAAAGUUCCCACCCAUCCGCACUUUUCAUAAAAGCCCCCACAGUACCAACUCCGUGUUUUCAGAUAUGGAGGCAGCCUCACAGUGGACUCAUCAGCCAGGCAGCAAAGUGGACAUUUCAGAUCUCACCUGGGAGCAGAAGGAACAAGUGCUCAGGCUUCUCUUUGCUAAAAUGAAUGGACAGACUGUAAGGAAAGCGAGCAGACAUCUGGUUUUGUCUGCCUCCCCUGACAAGAAGAGCCCCACUGAGAGGGAUGCUGCUGCCGUAAUUAGAGAGGAGCAGUCCCUGGCGACCUUCAUCACAGAGGCGCCUGAGCCCGCUCUGCCCCCGAACCCAACCAGCCUACCGGAUAUAUACACCACAUGACCUCUGUUUGGCCUUUGCAGCGCACAUCAAACUCCGGAUUGUUUGCCUUUGCUUUGUGCGCUUCCCACAGAGUGUCAAUCAUGUUUACUGUAGAACACACAAGUGUUUGUUAUAAAUAUCUUACCGUGCAUGAA
Molecule: messenger RNA, 1859 nt
Organism: Notolabrus celidotus (New Zealand spotty)
Lineage: Eukaryota; Metazoa; Chordata; Actinopteri; Labriformes; Labridae
Product: basal body-orientation factor 1-like
Exons: 11
Coding region: 148-1725 (525 amino acids)
Source: RefSeq, a predicted model, not a curated record